AUGUCCACACGAACCCUUGUCACCACAUCUUUUGAGUCACCUUAUGUGUCUCUAGAUCUUCUUUCAUACUUGAAAUCUAGGCAGGUCACACCAUUCCAAAUUUUCAAUGAGGUUAUCAUGCCAGAUUUUCUCCACCAAAUGUCCGAGUUGAAACAGCUUGUUGAAGGCGGCAGCGGCAGAGGCAGCAGCACCACCACCACCACCAACAAUGGCGAUGAUACCAUCGUUGAGGAGGACUCCUACCUGCAAGGGAUGUUUGAGGAAAUUCAGAAUGAUCUCAUCUACAUCAAAAAGGCCUGUGUGAAAUUUAAGCAGUGGGAGGAAGAUGAAGUCAACGUUUCUAUGAAAGGUUUAGUUUUCCGGGCCUUGGAUGAUGCCUUUAAACAAAGAACAAGGUCACAAGAACGUAGAGAAGAAACCAGUUAUCUUAGGGACAAGCUCGUUAAAACUCACCACCUUGUCUCCAUGUUAAAGAAGUCUCUGCAUUCUUCUCCGCAACUCUCUUCAGGCAAUUUGAAAUCCCAGAGCCUACAACGUGCAAAACAUUCCAUGAUCCGUUGGGAAUUGAACCUUCAUGGUCGCUCAGUUUAUUUACCAACCAAAUUGCAGGAAAUAGAGGCGGAGAGUUCAACAUUCAAAGAAAUAGAGGCGGAGAGUUCAACAUUCAAAGAAAUAGAGGCGGUGUACAAUCGUCUAGAUGUCACAUUGAAGCUCUGUUUCCUCUGUUUCUCAGUGUUCCCUGAAAAUGCUGUCAUAAAGAAGAAGGUUUUAGUCCAUUGGUGGGUUGGUGAGGGGUUUAUAGACACUUUAGGUACAUCAGACAAGACUUCUGAGGAUACUGCAAAUAAAUUCUUCAACGACUUCAUAGAAAAAGGCCUCAUCAAGCCGGUGUACAAAAAGCGCAGACCAAGUGCUGAUAGCUGCAGCAUGGACCCUUCUGUUCGUUAUGCUGCGAUCAAGCUUGCAAAGAGAGCUGGAUUCUUCAGUUUUGAUAGCAAUGGAAAUCCCACCGAAGAUUUUACUUGUUCUAGGAGGGCAUGCCUUGUAAAAACUGAAGAGGGGUCUUCUGUACACGAAUUGCCAUAUCGAUUAGAACAGGAGAAGGUCCAAAGUAUAAUCAAUGUGAAUGAGCCUAAUCUUGACUUUAGACCUGAAUGGUUCUCCAAGAUGAAAUACGUAGCAGUUUUGCAGCUCGGGAGGUGGGAGAGCUCAGCCAAGCAUUUUAUUCAAGUAGAGGACAGUGCGUUCUUAAAAGGGUUGAAGAAUAUGAGACACCUUCGGUACUUAAGCCUUCGAGGAGUCUCUAGAAUUACGGAGCUUCCUGCUUCAAUUUGCAAACUCAGCAAUCUGAAGAUCCUGAACCUCAAUGGUUGUGUUGAUUUGGAGCAGCUCCCUCAAGGGAUAGGCUCACUCAACAACCUGACAUACUUGGAUAUGUAUGAGUGUUGCUUGAUCAGCCACAUGCCUAAGGGACUUGCUUUGCUCUCACAACUCCGAGUGCUUAAAGGGUUUGUGAUUGGUGAGCCAAGGCCUGGAGGCAACUACUGUAAGCUGGCUGAUUUGUCAGGCUUGGAAAAUCUGAGGAAAUUGAGUAUCCAUGUGGAUAAAACGUCUGAUGCUGCAAAAAGAGAGCUCUUUUCUUUGGCAGAGUUCAAAAAGCUCAAAUCUUUAUCUGUAUCAUGGUCAAGACUUUAUGACACUCGAGCAAAGUUCAAGCUCCGAUCUUUAUCAAUAUCAUGGUCAAGACUUUAUGACACUCCCAAAAAUCCAUUGAUGAUGGCUCCAGUUCCUGUUCCUUUGGUGAAACUUCCCUUGGUGAAACUUAACCUCCAUUACUUCCCUGGUUCUAAUAUUCCUAAUUGGCUGAUACAAUGGGAAUUGAAUAACCUAAAGAAGCUCCAUAUCAGCGGUGGAAGCCUCUCAAAUCUGCGUCACAGGGAAGAAGGCAAUUGGGCUGUCGAAACGGUGCGCUUGAAGUUCCUGGAAAAGUUGCAGAUGGAUUGGCGGAAACUGCAAGAAUUGUUUCCCAGCCUGACCUACUUGGAGAUAGACAAGUGUCCUAAACUCAGUUUCAUCCCAUGUGAUGAGAAUGGUGUGUGGAAAAAGGCAGACUGA
This is a messenger RNA of Prunus armeniaca (apricot), 2115 nucleotides long. NCBI's taxonomy places the organism in Eukaryota, Viridiplantae, Streptophyta, Magnoliopsida, Rosales, Rosaceae. The record is from the annotation of a GenBank genome assembly.